Molecule: messenger RNA, 811 nt
Organism: Xenopus laevis (African clawed frog)
Lineage: Eukaryota; Metazoa; Chordata; Amphibia; Anura; Pipidae
Gene: rpp21.S
Product: ribonuclease P/MRP 21kDa subunit S homeolog
Biological process (GO): tRNA processing; RNA processing
Cellular component (GO): nucleolar ribonuclease P complex; ribonucleoprotein complex; endoribonuclease complex
Source: RefSeq, marked provisional
AAUUCUAGCUUUGUUCGAGUAGCGGAACAGUGCAGAACUGAAAAUACUUUCUCACUCUGGAAUUCACAGAAAAAUGACAACUCAAAUUAAAGAUAAAGAAGCUUUUCAGCGACUGAGCUUUCUAUACCAGGCUGCACAUUGUGUUUUGGCUCAAAACCCAGAGAAUGUCGAGCUGGCUAGAUUUUACUGUCACACUCAAAGAAUGAUUGGCAGAAGAUUGGUGUUGAGACAGGACCCAUCUAUCAAAAGAACUAUUUGUAAAAAAUGCAGCUCUCUGCUUAUAUCUGGUGUGACUUCAACAGUGCGACAAAAAAAACUUCGUGGGCAACGGAAAACUGUUGUAAGAUGCUUAUCUUGCGGACUUACUAAGCGUUUCGUUAGUAACCCAAAUUACAAGCUAUGGUGUGAGCAGCCAGAGGCGCUACUGGAAAACCAGCCCAAAACAGAUCAAGACAAAAAGCCUGAACAUAAAAAGGAUCUUUCAAAAGUAAAGGGAUCUUCAGCCACACGUGCAGAUGAAAAGAAGCAAACUUCAUAAUCUACAGUGUUUGCACACAUGGAUAUUAUGCCACCACAGACUGAUAGGAAACCAAUCCUCUGAGGAAAAUUUAUGAGAAGGAAACUAAUACAGUUGUACAUUGCAAGGCAUCUGUGCCAAUAUUUUUUUUUAGUUAGGCUGCAGUGGAUUUAACACAAGACAGCAUGGUUGUGUAUGAAUUCAAACUUUUUUUUUUUUUAUAUUUAUAACUUUUGUUGGGGGCAGUGUUGUGUCAAAGAUAUUGUGAAUAAAACAAUUUGCUAAUUUGGAUAA